UCCGACUUACUGAGAGAUACCACUAUAUUUCAAAUACAGUAAAUAUAGAUGGUGUGACUUUGCAUUGCUAAAUAUAAUUUAAUUCUAGAGUUCUCUUUGCGGCCAAACUUUUGCAUAGAACUUGAAACUAGUGAAAAACUAAGUUAUUCUGGCACUGGGUAUUUGGUACAAUUGUUUAUGCUAUGGUCCUUGUUUUGCACGUGAAGACCUAAUUAAAUUAAUAAAGGUAUCCACUUGCUAACAACUCAAACUUUUGAAAUUGAUGGGGACACAAUUCAAUGUUGAUAUAAGAGCUGGCACAGGUCUUAGAUUCCACUCAAAUUUAUUGUGGCAGCUGCCCUAAGAAAAAUGUGUAAUUCAUUUUCUGCAAGGGAGAAAAUUAAAUCUAAUUGGGUGCCAUUUGUAAGGAAUCAAAUUCACAAGUUUUUCACUUGUAUAAUGGAAGCUUUUCCAGAUAAAUAAAAUAAAAUGAGUCAGUCAACUAUACCUCAUUUUUAAAUCAACUAGACCUCAUUUUAAAAUCAACUAGCUACAAAAAGUUGCUCCAUCUGUCCCAUUUUAUGUGAAGGUGUCCGACUAGGUACAAAGUUUUGAGAAAUUAAAGAAGACUUUUCACUUGUAAACCAAAUAUAUGCAAAGUACCAGAAUUGUCCUUUUAAAUGUGGUGGUGAAAGUACCACGUCUUUUUAGUUUCUAUCUCCUCAUAAAAGAAUGAAUCUUUAUAUCAAGUGAGUCCUAGUCAUUAAGGGUAAUAUCAGGAUGCAAAUAUUAAAUAGUUUCCACAAGGAGAAAUAUGUCAUUCUUUUUGGAACAAACAAAAGGAAAGUGUGUCAAUAAGACGGGACAGAGGGAGUACUGUUUUAUUUUUUAAAAAAAGAAAAAGAACUACACAAGAAAAUUGUAUUUGUUCCCCCCUUGGUAGUCCAAUUUGAUACAAAUAUAGCUUAUGUUAAAUGGAGCUCCUUGUUGCUGACAUAGAGAACUUUGCAGCAUGCAGCUAGAUAUCUGGCUAACCAGGAAUGGGUAAAAAAUGAUUCUCUGAAGAUCGUGGAAAAUACUGCUAUACCAAUUAUAAUGCUUGUGGUAGAAGUUCCACAUGAUCUCAUUUUGUCGUCUCUAUCAAAUUUACAAACACCAAAAGCAGAACCAACUCAGUUGACUGUAGAAGAAGGCAAUGCAGUAUUUCAGGCUGAUUCAACUUGUUCAGAGUCCUCAUCUUCACCACAGUGGUCCAAGAUGAAUGAAUGUAGAAAGGAUGUAAAAGCAGUUCGACUUGAUAUUAGUUUCAAAUCGCCUUCGCAUACAGGAUUACAGACCACUGAGCUGGUAAAAGAGCUCACUGAACAGUUUCCUGCUUCCACACCUCUUGCUUUGGUGCUAAAACAGUUCCUAGCAGAUCGCAGUCUUGACCAGUCAUAUUCAGGCGGUUUAAGCUCAUAUUGUCUAGUACUAUUGAUCACACGAUUUUUGCAGCACGAACAUCAUCACGGUCGACUAAUUGACCAAAACUUGGGGAGCCUCCUGAUGGAUUUUUUCUACUUCUUUGGGAAUGUGUUUGAUCCUCGUCAAAUGCGUGUUUCAAUACAGGGAAGCGGCUUAUACAUAAAUAGAGAACGAGGGUGCAGCAUUGAUCCAAUUUGCAUUGAUGAUCCUCUGUACCCAACCAAUAAUGUGGGGCGGAAUUGCUUUCGCAUACACCAAUGCAUCAAGGCAUUUGCAGAUGCUUAUUCUACUUUGGAAAAUGAGAUACCUUCUCUUCCUAGCAACGAUGAAUCAAAUUCAGUACCUCAAGUUAAGCUGCUCCCAAGAAUUAUCCCAAGCAUUGGGCUUUCUGUGGGAUCUUAAUAUCAGAAGUUUUGAAUCUUGAAGCUUAUUGUUAUCACUAUCAAAGACUCAAAGGUCAAUCUCAACGUGCAACUGCCUCUACCGAGUUGGACUUAAUUCUACAGCCGCUGAUUCUGGCGUGAUUGAGUUGGGGUUCUGCCUUUAGAAACUGGAACUUACUUCCACUGGAUGUCAGAACAAAGGAAUAUCUUAAGAGCUCCUCGAUUCAAUAGAAUCAAAUCUUCUCUGAACUCGACCAUCAGUGUAGCAUGACCGCAUUGGCAUGUUGGAGACAAUUUACCAUUACCUGGUUCAUCUUGAAAGUAAUUCCAAGGUAUCUUCACUUCACUUGCUAGAGUGUAAAGGGCCCCAAACCUUUUGUCAUUUGUAGCAGGCCAUUACAGCCUCAACAUAAACAUCCUAGAACUCUACAGUGAACUCAUGGAGAAGAUGGUGGAAGGAAGGGUACACUCAGAGGAUCCGAUGUAAGAAAUACAAGAAGAGAAAAGAAGAGGAGAAUCUGCAGCGGAGACUGGUGAUCCACUUUAUUGGAAAGAAAGAGAUUUGCAUAAACCCAUUAUACAGAUUCUGAGCUUGCAAAGACAACUUGGCCUUCUGAUUUAUGGGUGCAAGAAGGGGAUCCUUCAUUUAUGCAUAUGAUCGGAUUAAAUAUAAAUGAAGGGAAAAAAGGAGAGAAAUUUCUGUAUAUACCCAUUAAUUUUAUUGUCUUUAUCAGUUUGUGAUGAUCAGGGGCGGAGCUAGAGUGCCGAAAGCGGGUUCGACCGAACACUUGAUGACUGAGCUAUAUGUCACAAUAUUCGGGCAUAUCCCUUUGCGUCUCAUACUCCUUAAUUUAUCAAGUAAUAACUCUGGCUUAUGAGCCAGACUAUAGACAUGAAGGAGUACAGAAUAAUUGGUCACAUCCCAGUAGCUUUAGUUCGAACCUUGUAUUUGUCUUAAAAAUUCUAUUGAAUACGUAUAAAUUAUUAAUUUAAAACUCAGUAACUUCAAACGAUUAGAAUUCCGAACUCAUAAGUUUGAAAUCCUGGCUCCGCCUCCGGUGGUAAUGAUAACAAUUAAGCUGAGCUGGUCCUCUUAAAGCUUAAGAGUGGAAUUCUUGGUAUUCUGUUUGGACUAAGAUGAGUCCAACUUGAAGGGAAUAGACUUAAAAGAUUUAUAUACCGAGCUCAACUAGUUUGACAUUGAGGCAAUUGUACUUUUGUUGUGUAUUCUCUUCAGUGACAAAUAAUGUAAUAAUUGCUUGGUGACUAUUAA
Molecule: messenger RNA, 3099 nt
Organism: Nicotiana tabacum (common tobacco)
Lineage: Eukaryota; Viridiplantae; Streptophyta; Magnoliopsida; Solanales; Solanaceae
Source: RefSeq, a predicted model, not a curated record